GUUUUUCCUAGUCUGUGAGAAAACAAAGGGGCGAGCGGAGCAGAGGAGUUUCCGUUAUCCAAUUUCUUUCUCUCUCUACGAAGAUUUUUGUUUGUUGAGAAAAACAAAAAAAACAAAAAAAAAUUUUCUUGCUCUUUCUCUCUCCUGGAAAAAUUUUCCUUAGGGUUUUUGAGAAGUUCUCUUGUCUCUUUCUCUUUGUUCGGGGAACAAGAAAUUUGAAUCCGAAACAGUUUUUUUUGAGUAACCAUGAUUUCUGAUUCGAUCACCAGCGCUUCAAUUUCUUCUCUAAUCCCCAACAACAACAACGGCAGGGAUUUAGGCAAGAAAAAGAGGGCCAGGACUGCCAAAUUGAAGCAGUGCAAGCUUGAUGUUCGUCGCGAGCAAUGGCUUUCUCAAGGAGCUGUUAAGAAUAAGGGUUGCAAGGAAGAACCUAAUGGCGUGGUUCAAACACGCAAAGCGAAUAACCGUUCUUUGGAUAAUUUAGAAAUGAGGCCGGGAGGGGAAGAGGAUGACAGAUCGGUCCACCACCAUGACAGCGAUUCCGAGUCGCCGUCGAACAGUCCCACCAGUCUGACCAGUAGUGUCUUAGGAACCAAUGAUUCAGGGACAAAUUUUACUGGUUCCAGCAGCAGUAGCAGCAGCAGCAGUAGUAGCAGUGGUGGAUGUUGCUCUGGAAGUAUUACAGAGGAAGAAGAAGAAGGGGAUGAUGGGUGCCUGGAUGAUUGGGAGGCAGUGGCUGAUGCUUUGGCCGCCGAUGAGAAACCGCAAAACCCCUGUUCUGAAUCUCACCCGGAGCACCAAUCAAUUGGCAAAUUGGUUUCUCCUUGCCAAAUGACUCAUGGUCCAGGUCUAGGAAUUGGGAUUUCGAAACAGGUCCCAAGGGCUUCAGGGAAUACCAGAGCAUGGAGGCCAGAUGAUGCUUUUCGCCCUCAGAGCUUGCCUAAUUUGUCCAAGCAACUUAGCUUGCCUAAUUCGAACAGGCAACACUAUGGCUGUGGAGGUGUCCCAUGGGCAUGUAACAAUGUUAUGCCUGCACCAUCUUCUUGUCCAAUAUGCUAUGAAGAUUUGGACUUUACAGACUCGAGCUUUUUGCCUUGUUUGUGCGGGUUCCGGCUCUGUCUUUUCUGUCAUAAGAGGAUUCUUGAGGAGGAUGGACGCUGUCCUGGCUGCAGGAAGCCUUAUGAGCGUAAUGCUGUUGAGGCAGAGCCGAGUGUGCAUGGAGGAAAAUCAAUGCAUGCUUGAGGCCAUAUGAUGUCCUACAGCCUGUGGGAAAUGUAUAUACUUCCCUAUCUAUUCGAAUUUCUUUCUUCACAAGCAUCGAGAGAAAACAAAAGACCUGUUCUUUUGUGUAGUUAGAUUUCUCUCUCUGAAGGGAAGGUGGUCUUCGAAAUCAAGUACGUAUCAUCAAUAAGAUUCUUGGAAGUUAACUUUCCUUAUAGAAAGGAAGGAUGGAGCAAAAAGAGUAUCAUGACUUUUUAGUUUCUACUGUCGUUUUAUAUUAUGUGAAACCUCCAUUUCUAUCGUGGCUAUUCAAAGAAAAGAGCAAAGAGUUUUUGUGUAUGAUUUUCUUUGAAAUGCAGAAAGUGGCACACUGCAGUGGUUGGUAUUUGUAAGUAGAGGGCGCGUAUAAGUUCAAUUUUCGAUCUUUAAUCAUGGAGCUUGUUGGGCUGGGUUGGUGUUAUAUAUUAGCAUAUUUGUUUUAGCUAAUUGUGAACUGUCUGGUAUUUGUCUUUUGGCUAUUAUAGCAUUCGUCAGAUAUGUGUAGUAUAUAUUACUGCAAUAAAUUAAUAUUAUUUAUUA
This is a messenger RNA of Ziziphus jujuba (common jujube), 1800 nucleotides long. Its product is annotated as suppressor protein SRP40. Lineage: Eukaryota; Viridiplantae; Streptophyta; Magnoliopsida; Rosales; Rhamnaceae. Gene Ontology annotation, biological process: protein ubiquitination. The record is from RefSeq and is a predicted model, not a curated record. Gene Ontology annotation, molecular function: ubiquitin-protein transferase activity. Bases 247 to 1242 code for a protein of 331 amino acids. Gene Ontology annotation, cellular component: CCR4-NOT complex. The transcript is spliced from 4 exons.